CCAUCUUGUUACAGCAGAAUGCCACAAUCCCCUUCAACCUCUUCCAGGCAAUCCCGGCCGUCGCCCUUCCCUUACGUCGGGUCGAGCUUGCGGCCUAACAAUCAUCCAGCCCUCAGGUCCAAGUCGACCAGUCCUACCGGUGUCGACUCGACACUGCCUGACAGUGCCAACUCGUACCGCCAGACCUUCCAACAUGAGGACUACCAAAACUUUGGUUUCCCCAUGCCGUCGGCAAGCGCACCGACGAUGAACUUUGACCCCCAAACCGGGCACGCCUUUCCUCAAUUGAUGCCAGCACACGCUAGCACGUAUCCCACGCCGGAAAAUCUCGGACAACCUUUCUCCUAUACAGAACCGUCGACCACCUUGACAUCCCCAAUAAUCUCGGGGCCGUCGUCCUUCACCUCUAACUCGCCAGACCGCGCGUUUCAAGAUCGAUACGACGACUCGCCUGAACGGGAUGUGGACGAGGACGACGAGGCGCCUCCAGAUACACGGGAGACCACGCCUCCUGUGGCCGCCCCGGAAAAGACUAGGCGACCGCCCAACGCCUGGAUUCUAUAUCGGUCCGAUCGGAUCAGAGAGUACAACAAGAUCGGCUCGCUCGCCAGCUUUGCGGCUUCUCGUCCGACCGGUUCUACCGAGGAUACGAUCAAAGCCAAAAAGGGCAAAAAGGGCGAAAAAUCACCAGUCAAGCCUUCUAAAGGCCCUCCUCAGGCGGAGAUCAGUAGAAUAAUCGCAGAGCAGUGGAAAAAGGAGCCGAAAGACGUCAAGGCCAAGUAUGAUCGCUUAGCAGAGAUCAAGAAGAUGGAGCAUCAACGUGAUUUCCCGAACUACAAGUACCAGCCCAUGAAGAAGGAGGACAAGAUCAAACUCAAGGAGAAGAAAGACAGGGAGAAGGCACUGGCGCGCAAGGAAAAGGCCCUGGACAAGGCGAUGAGACCGAGGAAGCCUCGAGUGAGACCUCCUCGACAAUCCGCACCUACUAUCCAGACCUUGGCCAAAGAAGAGCAGUGCGACCUCCAAGAAGGUUCAUCAACCCAGCGUCAUUUGGUUACCCCGCGUUCGCCCAAGAAGAGCGCUAGGAAGCCUCGCAAGACGCCUGCGUCUGCUUCUCGUGCGGGCAAGGCCAGAGAUGAUGGCGGCGAGUCAAACAAGGAGUUCAUGGACGGGCACCAGGUCUUUUGGGGAAUCAUCCCAGAACUCCCCAACUCGUAUGUCGCGCCACCACCUUCGGGAGGUCCAAUUGAGCCCGAAUCGCGCUUGCACGAUAUGCCCGACGCGUCCGGGCUUUCUACAGCCCAAUUGUCCGAAUUUGGAUCGGCUCCGACUCCUCAGGGGUUCUGGCAGUCGCAGUCGUUUCCCUCAGUACCGCCUGCGGAAGCUGGACUGGCGAUCGAUUCGCAAUCCAUCGUUCCCUACAUCUUCGAGCCGGCUCCUUUCCCCGAUAUCUCGGCCGGUCCCACCUACCAGUCUCUCAACUCAUCGCGUUCGGACUACUUCCCCGGUCAAUAUGGACAGCCGGGCCCGAGUUCCUUGCAGCAGGAGCCAUUACCCCCCGUCGAGAUCCCCGGAGUCACGGAGAAUGAAUUGGCGGAGAUGUGGGGACUUCUCGAGGAAGACAACGUCGAGAACACUGAUGGACGGCAGACGGUCAACUGGGCGUCAGAUCCAACCGAUUUGGUAAACCAAUGGGCAGAUCUAAGUGUACCCAUCGAGGAUUCGACGACGUACAUCUCGCCGCGAAACUUUUCUGGGUCCGUCGCCAGUCAAAUCGCGUCGGAAUGGCACAACAAUCCGUACCACUCACUACAGCCCGAGAUGCACCAUCAGCAUUCCGAUGCAGCUUAUCAACAACCUGGAGGAUAUUACCAGCAGCCGAACCAGUAUCCUUCCUCGCGUCCGGGGUACAUUACUAUCGAGGUGCCCGUCUCUUCCUUGCAGCAACAACAACAACAGCCUCAUAUGAACAGGCCACCGGCCUACUCGUCGGUGCAUCAGGGUCCGCCCCUUGCCCAGGCUACGCCGCUGAGCCCUGUGAAUGGUGGCUUCCCGAAUUCAGGGAACUGGUCAGGUCGAAGUUUCGACUAUAGCACCCCAUUCUCUGCUGCCGGACUUCCCCUUGAUAACCGGAACGAUAAUUACCAGCCCAGCAUCAGGACCCCUAAUUACAUGCAGUCGAUCGACGGGACUUUCGAAUCGAUGCAGAGUCGUCGGGUGUCCGAGGCUGGCGGGCUGGACGAUGGCGGUUGGAUCUCGCCAACGGAAAGGUUGCCCUCCUUCGGUGACUUUCGGUUACCGAGCAGCACGUUUGUGUCGUUUCCGGAACAGGAGUUUGAAUUCUCUCCGGAAAACUUCGUCGAGCCGAUACACCAAAAGGUCCCGAUGAAGAAAGGUCGAGUCGUCGCCGGACAACAUGCACCACCCCCUCAACGGGUUGCGUCUUAGAUCGACAUCGUCGCGUCGCAUAAACCCUCUCCCCCCUCGUUCCCCGAAUCAUACAUUCCGACAGUUGUACAAGGUAACCGACGGCGUGCUCUACUCUCGAGCCUAUAUCUCUUAGACCAAGCAUAAUAUCCAGCGUUGUAUACGAUAAGAAUUAUGCCAUGACCUCCUAUGCCUGAAA
Molecule: messenger RNA, 2626 nt
Organism: Filobasidium floriforme
Lineage: Eukaryota; Fungi; Basidiomycota; Tremellomycetes; Filobasidiales; Filobasidiaceae
Exons: 5
Coding region: 19-2448 (809 amino acids)
Biological process (GO): cell differentiation; anatomical structure morphogenesis; regulation of DNA-templated transcription
Molecular function (GO): DNA-binding transcription factor activity, RNA polymerase II-specific; RNA polymerase II cis-regulatory region sequence-specific DNA binding
Source: RefSeq, a predicted model, not a curated record